This is a messenger RNA of Sander lucioperca (pikeperch), 4145 nucleotides long. RefSeq names its product nucleolar protein 4-like. The record is from RefSeq and is a predicted model, not a curated record. Lineage: Eukaryota; Metazoa; Chordata; Actinopteri; Perciformes; Percidae. The transcript has 12 exons. Bases 1270 to 3750 code for a protein of 826 amino acids.
CUGCUUUUUUGAGCUCGAGCAGCGUGCAUGUCCCGUUGACUCAGCCCCCGGGGGUUUGCAGGCUGGGCUGGUGCUGUGUCGCAGCAGUGGAGCUAUUUGUACAUGUGUUAAGGACUACAGCUGCUCUGCUGCUGCUGCUGCUGAGGAGAUACCGUAGCCCGUAUGGUGUGACUGCCAGUGCUGUACCGUAUUUGAGGAAGGAGGAAAUGAGGCGUAUUGGGCUUUAAGGGUGCAAGAGAGAGGAAAGACCAAACCGGAUUCAAACAGGUGUCCGGCUGUCUCCCAUCAGCCCGAGACCGGAGGAGGAAGAGACAGAGAGAGAGAGAGAGAGAGAGAGAGAAGAGGGGCAAAGGGACGGGGGAUUUUGGGAAUAUAUCCAAGAAAUAGCGCUGCCGAUGGGCAAAUCAAUCCGCUAAUUUGAGGACGUGUCGUUUCUUUCAGUAAACCGUGCCCUUUUUCGGUUCAACGGUGAUGGAGACCCGACAUCACAAACACGGCUUUUCGGUUUUUAUGUUUUAAAUGUAUUUAGGCAAUAGGCCUAUCUUGUUUUGAAAGAGAGAUAAUUAGCCGUUCAUCUCUUUUCUUUCUCUCUCUCUCAAGAGGAGGAGGUAGAAGAGGGAAGGCGGUGACUGACGUCCCCCACGGGACAGGCCGUCCGACCCACGCUUCUAACAGGUGUGUCUGAAGAGGGCAUAUAUCGCUCCAAUUUGCACCGCCCGUCCGGUCCGUCCGUGCCCCCUGCCUCCCUGUGUCAUUGUUCCCGGUGAAAUUACAUCCAAACAGGGGCUGGUUAUGAGUUCAUUCGUCUUCGUUUAGGUAUCCCCAGUGAGCGCUCAUUCUUUUUUUUUUUUCUUUUGGUCUCUUCGCAAAUGUCCAUUGGUGCGUAACAGCAGAGAGGAGGAAGGAGGAGGUGGAUAUAUCCAAACGGCUAAUAUUGAGACGUUAAUUUAAAAAAAGAAACAACGUACGGGACUUUGGAGCGUUGUUCGUGUCUUUCUUGAGGAAUGGAGACAAUUUAAAACGACUGAACGGGUCGGUUAAGAGCAGAAGGGAAGAUUUGGAGAUUUUCCAGAUUUUAUUCACCAGAUAGGAAGGUCUUGACUGAGUUCGCCCCCUGGUAAAGAAGGCAGAAAGCCGCCGUUUGGUGCUGUCGUUUCGGCGACGUUCGCUAGCCAAACCGAACCCGAUUCUGAGCUAUUUUAGCGGACAACAAAGUGGGUCUUUAAGGGACACUUGUCUUGUUAAAACAAAGUCCACCUCGUUUUUAUCAUGACAACGAGAAAAGGCAGCAGUGUGGCGGACACGGUGACUACCUCCACCACCAACCACCAGCACCAGAACCAGCCGAGGAGCCGGAGUCCCAGCAGCGGGGUCCCGGCGUCCGAGGAGACGGGCGGAGGGGCGGAGAUGCUCGGGGAAUUUCAGGAGUGGUGCCUCCGGACGUACGGGGACUCCGGCAAGACCAAGACCGUGACCCGGCGUAAAUACAACAAAAUCCUCCAGACCCUUAUCCAGGGGGACGAAGAGAACAGCAACGGGGUGUUCCUGCACGAGAAGAAUAACAACCACAUCAACGCCAAAUUUAAAUUCUGGGUCAAGUCCAAGGGCUUCCAGGUCGGGACGCUGCAGGACGGCAAGAACGGGUCAUCGGACAGGCCGGUGCUGUACGUCCCCAUCAAGGCGACGUGCGUGGACGGAGUAUCAGGCCUGGACUCGUCCCUGAAGCGUGUGGCGGUGGUGGAGGAUUUCUUCGACAUCAUCUAUGCCAUGCACGUGGAGAUCAGCGCCGACCCGGGCAAAGCCCCGAAACACGCCGGCCAGAAGAAGACCUACAAAGCUAUAGCCGAGACGUACGCCUUCCUGCCCAGAGAGGCGGUGACUCGUUUCCUGAUGAGCUGCGGAGAGUGUCAGAAGAGGAUGCACAUCAGCACCACAGGACAGGAGUACAAAGAGAACGACAGGCCGAGCUCUCUGGUGCUGGAGGUGAUAGACUACAACAUGCCUCUCACCACCACCUACAUGAAGCACAUGAAGCUGCAGUGCAUGGGCAACAACAAGGAUGACAGUUCACUGAGCAGCGAGGAGGAGGCCGAGAUGAGCGAGCCCACGUGGCUAGCAGCUGAUCUGGGAGCAGCGUCUGACCUGAGCCCACCGAGCCGAGGAGAGAGGAUGCGCCACAGUCCCCAGAACGCACACAGCAAGGAGGACGACGAGGAUUCCUCAUCAGAGAGCGGCAGUAGGAACGGCCUGCCAGCCCUGACCCCUCCCUCCUCCGCUGUGACGGACGCUGCCAUGGUCAGGGAAUCCAAGGUCAACGGCAACGGUGGUCCCGCCCCGCUGGACUUCAGCACGCCUACUUCCUCCUCCUCAUCCCCCGAGGACCAGCAGCCGAUGAACCUGAGCGACGCCCCCCCUCAGCGCCUGCCCCCGGCCGCCACCGCACACCUGCCCGUCACCGUGUCGGCCGCAGCCGCGGCCCUGCUCGGCGCGCUGCAUCCCAGCGCGCCCGAGGAGCUCCGCAGGAAGUACCCGCUGGCUGCCAAACCUCCCCUGGCUCCACACCCGGCCCUGCCUCUGCCGCUGGCGCACACGCACACCCCUCACACACACAGCGCGCACACUCCCAUCACACACUCCCAGUCCCACACACACACCACCGAGCUGCGACUGGACCGAGACGGCAGGGACUACGGGGGCAAGUCCCCCCAGUACAGUUCGGGCGGCAGCUACGACAGCGUGAAGAUGGACUUGGGUGCCGAGGACCUGACCACGGGGCGCCAAGUCGCCCCGGACGACGACGACGACGACCACGACGAUCACGACGACAACGACAAGAUCAACGACGCAGAGGGAGUCGACCCCGAGAGACUAAAGGCCUUCAACAUGUUUGUGCGUCUGUUUGUGGACGAGAACUUGGACCGGAUGGUUCCCAUCUCCAAGCAGCCUAAGGAGAAGAUCCAGGCCAUCAUCGAGUCCUGCAGCAGACAGUUCCCAGAAUUCCAGGAACGCGCCCGCAAGCGCAUCCGCACCUACCUCAAAUCCUGCAGACGCAUGAAGAAGAGCGGCAUGGAGGAUAACUCCCUGAAAUGUGAUAGAAAACAGACCACAAGAUGUUUUAUGCAAAGAAAGAUGAAGAUUCUUAGCCUGUCUAGUUUGACCCGUCCUACUCCGCCUCACCUCACCUCAGCCAUGGCUGAGAACAUCCUGGCUGCCGCCUGCGAGAGCGAAUCACGCAACGCCGCAAAGAGGAUGCGCCUCGACACCUAUCACGAUGAGCAGAUCUCUCUGGACAAGCCGUCCAGCGGUGGAGGGGGUCUGAGGGAGCCGGCGUCCCUCGCUCACUCCGCCUACUCCCUGGCCGCGUCAGCCUUCUCCUCCCAGGACACCCAGCUCUACAUCAACGGAGCCGGCCUUAGCUACGGUUACCGUGGAUACCCGGGCCUGGGCACGGCCAUGCAACACCCCGUUUCCCUGACAACCGGCGCUGCUGCUCAGAGCAACGGCCCCACAGACCUCAGCAUGAAGUCUCUCUCCUCUGCCAACAUCAGUAACUCCUCGUCCUCUGCCUCUGCCAACAACAGCCUGGGUGGGCGGGGCAGCGGGGGUGGCGGAGGGGGCGGGGCCUCGACCCAGCUCAGCCAACCGGAGAUCACAGCCGUGCGUCAGCUGAUCGCCGGCUACCGGGAGUCGGCCGCUUUCCUGCUCCGCUCGGCAGACGAGUUGGAGAACCUCAUCCUGCAGCAGAACUGAUCUGGGGGAAAACAUCGGAGAACACACACACACACACACACACACACACACAUACACACACACACAGACACACACACACACAUCCACUUCCCAUGAUGUUUGUUUUGUGUCCGUCUGCGUGCCCUGAACACCAGACCUCCCUGCCUUCUCUUUGAUAACAGAGGGACAGAGUGAGGAUGAUGCAUCCUAACCCCACCAUCCCUAGAACACCUACAACCCUAGAACACAACCUCCAUCCAUCCAUUAGAAAACAGGAGCAUUUGGACUCUGAAGGACAUUUCUUCCUCUCCUCUCUGGAAGCACCUCACAAUCAGCACUACACUCAGAGCCAAGGAGUGUGGAGGAGAGGAAGAAAGAGGGAGAGGAGCCUGGAAGAAGAGUAAAAGAGACUGUUG